AUGCGUGCAGCCACAGCUCUGUACGCGACGAUUCUAUGCGUUGCGCUCGCCCAGGCGGCGCCUGGUAGCGGCGCUCCACCACCAGCACUCGCCGCCGAAGGCUCACAACAGUUGUUUUCCCUGCCCAAAACGAGCGGCGCCGGCAAACGCGUUCUUAUCAUUGGAGCUGGUACCGCGGGUGUUGCGGCCUUGAAGGCUCUGCUAGUUGAUCUACCGGAGGAAUCGCGUCGUGACUGGGAGGUCACUGUGUUUGAACAACGAUCCAGUGCUGGAGGUGUCUGGCUGGCCGAUAAUGUCACUCAUCCUGAACCCCCUGAGCUUCCCGACACGCCCUUGUAUCCCGACCUCACCACAAACACGCCCCAUCCUAUUAUGACUAUCCCGCGAUUCCCUUUCCGUCCGGAGACACCCCUCUUCCCCAAGCACACUGCUGUAUGGCAGUAUCACAACGACAUCCUUGCGCACUUUAACCUCACCUCUCACGUGCACUUCGACACCCGCGUCGUCGAGACAAGGUGGCUGGAUAACCGAUGGCUGGUGUACACCGACGACGGAAGCCACACCACCCGUCUUUCGGAGUUUGACAACCUCAUCGUCGCGAAUGGGCAUUUCCACUACCCGCUGGAACCUACGUUCCCAGGACGUACAGAGUGGGAGAAUGCUGCCCCUGGAAGGACCAUCUUCCACUCCAUCUACUUCCGUGACGCCUCAAGUUUCGCGGGCAAGAAUGUCGUUGUCGUCGGUGGAUCCGCCAGCGGGCAGGAUGUAGCAAAACAUGCGCUCAAGUACGCGAACUCGACGACGAUCUCCGUCAAGAGUGUACCCUACCGCGACCGCAAUGCUCCUCUGGACAUCCCAGGUGCAGCCAAAAAGCCAGCGCUCUCGCAUUUCACCGCGAACUCUGUCGUGUUCGAGGACGGAUCCGAGCUUACCGGGAUCGACAUCGUCGUUCUUGCCACUGGCUACGAAGUCCGCAUCCCCUUCUUGACCCAAGGCGACGUGCUCUCCGUAGACGUGCACAGGGACCCAAAGAAGCAGGGCUCCAGCUUGAGCACGAACUUGCGGUACAUCCGCCCCGUGUGGAGACACAUCUUUGCAUUGGACCCCGCGCUGCCGCCCACUGCACUCUCAUUCGUUGGCCUUCCAGUCUUCGUGAACAACGGGCCCAGUAGCUAUGCCACGGGCUUGCUCAUCGCUCACGCUCUUGCGAACCCUAGUCUUCUUCCCACUCAUGAAGAAGCGCUGCGCGAACUAGAGGAACGAGAGGCCGCGUUGCGUGCUGCAGGGUUGGACUCCGAGUACGUCGGCCACCGCCUGAUCGCACUUCCAGGCGAGGAAGAACCCGCCGGAUUGGCUCAUUCCGAUGCUACCAUACGGUACCUGCAGGAGCGCGGCCUCGCUGGUCUCAGCGGUAUCCCUCCGCUGGGACAGAACUACACCGAACCCUGGCGGCGUCGCGCGACCGAAAACGCGUUUGUUCUUCGGCGCGCGUGGCAGCGCAUUAGGGAUGCCGGGGAGGAGCAGAAGUGGGUAUCAGGGGUCUCGACCAUCGAAGAAUGGGAUGAGUUGAUCGGGAGGUUGAUCGAAUGGGAGAAGGAGCAGCAAGGCGACUCGUUCGAUCCGCUGCCCUCGGCGGGCGACUAUGAUUUUGAGUACUACUAG
Messenger RNA from Peniophora sp. CBMAI 1063, 1662 nucleotides. The record is from the annotation of a GenBank genome assembly. Lineage: Eukaryota; Fungi; Basidiomycota; Agaricomycetes; Russulales; Peniophoraceae.